ACUACCCGCGAUCAAACUCACCCACGAUUUACCUGUCACAUCCAGUCCGGUGGAGUCUAGCCGCCGCAGACAACCCGAGAACAUCACAUCCACAGACGGGCGACAGUGGAAAACAGUGUGGCGUGGUACCAGUAGUACAACCGAGAUCAACGAGGCCAUAAACGUUGAGCUAUGCCCGUUGGCCAUCUCCACGGAUACAGUCAGGCUCGUGUUUGACUCCACGGAUGCUGACACAUCGCAUGGCGUGGAAUUGGAUUCGGUGCGGUGUUUUGGCAACAAAGAAUUGGGUCAACAAGUAGCGGCUACUGUCACUGAUCCUGAUUGGCGUGUCUACUAUCAACCGGGACAACCGUCAAACAGCACUAAAGAUAUUCUACUCAACUUUAUGAUCAGACCCUGUGGCUCGGGCGAGAGUUCGGCUGUGACCGUAUCACUACAAAGCGUUGUGAGACCUG
Sphaeroforma arctica JP610 is the source of this 455-nucleotide messenger RNA. RefSeq lists its product as hypothetical. The transcript is spliced from 3 exons. The annotation marks the transcript as partial. The record is from RefSeq and is a predicted model, not a curated record. Lineage: Eukaryota; Ichthyosporea; Ichthyophonida.